This is a messenger RNA of Daucus carota subsp. sativus, 3726 nucleotides long. Its product is annotated as protein unc-13 homolog. Bases 596 to 3610 code for a protein of 1004 amino acids. The record is from RefSeq and is a predicted model, not a curated record. The transcript has 6 exons. Lineage: Eukaryota; Viridiplantae; Streptophyta; Magnoliopsida; Apiales; Apiaceae.
AUAUGCAUAUAUCUUGCUAGUGUUAGAAUGCAGCAUAUCUUGUAUAUAAGCUACAAAUUUCUACUUUCAAAAGACUGUAUUGAAUUGUUUUAUACACAAGUAAUCAUUAAUGAGAAAGAAUGCAACUACGCAGUACUCUGCUUGUUACUUUCGACGGUAUACACUAGAUUCAAAAAAUGUACAAUUAUGUCUGAGCUAGGUGUUUGUCUGUAAACCACAUUCUCUGUAUCAGUUGUCCUGAUUUUUACCAUCUAAAAACGACAGAUGCUUUCUUCUCUCUUGGUGCCUCAGCUGUUACUAUCUUAUUCUUCAAGGUUUUAGGGUUAUUUUUUGUAGGUACCACUGUGUCAUCACAGGUCUUUGGGUUCUAGAUCCAAUUGACUUGUUAAUCCGUACUUUUCAUGCUUAAAACAUCUGAAUCUGGCUAAAUUUAGCAGAGGCUAAAAAACACUAGGUACUUCAUGAGCAGGAGAUGGGGCUGGUAACCCCCUUAUCAUUUUGUUUAUUUCAGAUUGCGGAGUUGUCAAUUGGCUGGAUGCAUUGAUUCAGAGAUUGGUUUUAGCAAUGAUGUUUCCAAAACGGGCAAGAUAUACUGAUGACCUCGCCGGUAGCUGCUCCUUGCACUCAGACGUCCAACAUGGUACAUGACACGGUGGAGACCAACCAGCUUGCAUGGCCUUUCGGGACUCCCAUCAUCGAUGGCCUCGACCAAGAUGACCUUCGCAUGGCUGCAUACGAGAUCUUCUUCACAUCAUGCCGCUCCUUGCCUGGCUUUGGAGGACGAACCCCUCUUUCAUUCCACUCCUCUUCCACUGAAUUUGAUCUUCAUGCCAGUUCCCCCAGGCCCGGCUCCCCUGUCACAAGCAACAUCAAGAAGGUCUUGGGAUUGAAGACGCUUAGGCGGUUGCCAUCGUAUAGGAGGACUGAUUCGUAUGGCUCCAAUCCAGACUCGCCUGCAGGUUCACCCUUGGAACUUGACGCCUCAGGAAGUCCGGGGUAUUCUCAGUUUUCGCACCCUAGGCAGAGACGCCCUGCGGAGAUUAUGAGGCAACAAAUGAGGGUCACAGAGCAAAGUGAUAAUAGGCUCAGGAAGACGCUCAUGAGGACUCUUGUUGGCCAAACAGGGAGGAGGGCAGAGACAAUAAUUCUUCCACUAGAGCUGCUUCGCCAGCAAAAGCCUGCUGAAUUCAGUAGUCCAGUGGAGUACCAUGUAUGGCAAAGGCGUCAACUCAAGCUUCUCGAGGCAGGGCUACUCCGCUACCCUUCAAUCCCAGUUGAUAAAACAAAUGAAUUUGCAAUUCGUCUUCAAGAAACGAUCAAUGCUUGUGAGUCAGAGCCAUUAGACACUGACAGAAACUCCAGAGCAAUGAAAGCUUUAUGUAAUGAUGUAGUCGCACUAGCAUGGAGAAGCCCUGAUGGAUCAGCAACUGAUGUUUGCCACUGGGCUGAUGGAUAUCCCCUCAACAUACACUUAUACACAGCUCUUCUCUACUCAGUUUUCGACUUGAAGGAUGGUACAUGUGUGCUUGAUGAGAUCGACGAGCAUUAUGAACUUGUAAAGAAGACAUGGACUACUUUGGGGAUCGAUAGGUCCAUUCACCAAGUGUGUUUUUCUUGGGUGCUUUUCCAUCAAUAUAUUAAGACCGGCCAAGUGGAGGCUGAUCUUCUUGGAGCUUCACUUGCUGUGCUGGCAGAGGUAGCGAAUGAUGCAAAAAAGGCGGAUCGUGAGCCUAUAUAUGUGAAGAUGUUAGGCCAAGGAUUGAAGUCCAUGAAAAAAUGGUGUGAUAAGAAACUGCUUGAUUACCAUGCUAAUUUUAGUAGGGAAAAUAUGGGGCUGAUGGAGAGCAUGUUACCACUGGUUUCUACAGCUACCAGGAUCCUGGAAGAAGAUGUCCCGGAUUAUACUUUAACUUCACAUGAGGAAGAUGAUGACACAUCUUCCGAUUCAAGGGGAAAUAGAGCUGAUCUUUAUAUAAGGUCAUCAUUAACAAAAGCAUUCACAAAGAUGCUUGAUGAUGGAAAUGUUAAUGUCGAUGUGGUUGAAGUGGAAGAAGUCGGUGAAGCCCUUCUUCAUUUAGCUCAGGCCACAGAGGAAUUGGCAACGAUGGAGAAGGAAACUUAUAGUCCUUUGCUAAAGAAGUGGCACUCGAUUCCAGCAGGUGUUGCAGCUGUGACACUACACACUUGCUAUGGAACCUUACUGAGGCAAUACUUAUCUGAUUCACCCUCACUUACAAAUGAGACGCUUGAAGUUUUGCAGAGGGCCGGGAGGCUUGAAAAUGUUUUGAUUCAGAUGGUGGUGGAAGACUCUGUGGAGAGUGAAGAUGGUGGCAAAAUGAUCGUGAGAGAAAUGGAACCAUAUGAAGUUGAUUCAAUCAUAAUGAAGUCUAUAAGACACUGGGUUCAACAAAAAUUGAACUUGGGGAAAGAACUUCUUGAAAAAGCUAAAGAAACUGAAACAUGGAACCCAAAGUCGAAGAACGAGCCUUAUGCACAAACUGCAGUGGAGCUAGUGAAACUUACAAAGAUAGCACUGGAUGAAUUCUUUGAAAUUCCAAUAACUAUACCCGAGGUCUUGAUUCACAAAAUAGCUGAGGGUUUAGAGUAUUUACUCCAGGAAUACACCACAUUCGUUUCAUCUUGUGGUUCGAAACAGAGCUAUAUUCCCACUCUGCCUCCUCUCACACGCUGCAACCGGGACCCGAAGUUCUUCAAGUUGUGGAAGAAAGGCGGCCUUUGCACAGCUCCCAUGGAAAAUUUGAUCAACAUUGCUUCUACUAGUUCUAAUGAAGAAAGCCAUCCCCGGCCCUCAACCAGUCGUGGAACACAACGCCUGUACAUUCGCCUCAACACCUUGCAUUACCUUCUUUCACAGCUCCACAAUUUCGACAAAAUACUUACUUUAUCCCCUAAUAUUGUUCCCUCCAACAGCCGUGGUCACCAGCCUGGCAAUUCCUACUUCGACGAAACAAGAAUUGGCAUUCAGUCUGCCACACGACACGUCUCAGAAGUUGCAGGCUAUCGUCUCAUAUUCCUUGAUUCAAACUCUAUAUUUUAUGGGAGCAUAUAUGUUCAUGGUGUAGAGAAUGCACGUAUAAAACCAGCUGUGAGGAUUCUCAAACAAAACCUAAUACUUUUAGGGGCAAUAUUAAUAGAGAAAAUUCAAGCAUUGGCUAUAAAAGAAGUAAUGAAGGCAUCCUUCGAUGUAUUCCUUAUGAUUUUGCUAGCUGGAGGGGGUACUCGGGUUUUUACUAGGCAAGAACACCCUAUGAUUGAGGAGGAUUUUGAUAGCUUAAAGAAACUUUUUUCUACAGCUGGUGAAGGAUUGCUUGCGGAAGAUUUGGUGGAUAGGGAGGCAGAGAUAGCGGAAGGUGUAGUGGCGUUGAUGGGACAGUCCACAGAACAGCUUGUGGAAGAUUUUGGUAGAGUUUCAACUGAGACAUAUGGGGUAAGUGCAGUUGGGGCAGGGCAAAAACUGUCUAUGCCACCAACAACAGGAAGAUGGAGUAGGUCGGAUCCGAAUACUAUAUUAAGAGUCCUGUGCCAUAGAAAUGAUCAAGCAGCUAGCAAUUACUUGAAAAGAACAUUCCAAUUACCAAAGAGGAGGUAAAGAGAUUAUUUUUCCAAAUUUGCAAACAAGAAUAUAGAAAACUGGACUUGAAUAAUUGUGUUCCUACCCCUAUGUUCUUCAUGUGAAGUGUAAGUGUAAACUGAAACAUUCUUUUU